AUGGAACUACUUGAUGAAUCUCACGUCGUUCUUGUCACCCCUGGUCAAAUAAUAAGUACUGAUACUGGUGCCUUCUUACGUGGUCAUGGAACGUACUUAAGUAAUCACAAUGAAUUGGUGGCUAGCGUGGCUGGAAUCGUGGAAAAAGUGAAUCAACUUAUUACCGUUCGUCCAUUAGUUUCCCGAUACAUUGGAGAAGUGGGUGACAUUAUUGUCGGUCGUGUGACGAAUGUAGCGAGUAAACGCUGGAAAGUGGAUGUCAAUGGACAACAAGAUGCCAGUCUUAUGCUCAGUUCAGUGACCUUACCAGGUGGUGACCAACGACGUCGAACGUACGCUGAUCAGCUACAAAUGCGAGCUUUUUUUGUUGAAAAUGACCUUAUUUCAGCCGAGAUUCAAGAGGUUCGCUAUGAUGGAUCACUCAGUCUUCAUACACGCAGUUUACGCUAUGGGAAGCUCGAAAAUGGUCAAUUUGUAGCGGUUGCAUCUCCUUUGGUGAAGAGGAUGAAGCAACACAUGGUCACCUUGCCAGAUAUUGGGAUUGAUGUGAUUCUAGGUACUAAUGGAUAUAUUUGGGUGUCUAGAAGCAUGGCUGUUCUGGGAGAAGAGGAUAGUGAAGACAUGACUAGUAGCAUGGAGACUCGUGUAGAAGUACUGACGGCCAAGAGAAAGUUGCAUGCUGCGACACCAAUGAGUGUUGAAGACCGUCGGAAGAUUGCUCGUGUUUCGCAAGCGUUGCUACGUCUUAAUGAACAGUUUCGGAUGAUUACACCCGAGAGCAUUAUGACUACGUACGAGCUAUUGGAAUCACAAGAACGGUAA
Peronospora farinosa is the source of this 822-nucleotide messenger RNA. NCBI's taxonomy places the organism in Eukaryota, Oomycota, Peronosporomycetes, Peronosporales, Peronosporaceae. The record is from the annotation of a GenBank genome assembly.